Molecule: messenger RNA, 990 nt
Organism: Cladophialophora bantiana CBS 173.52
Lineage: Eukaryota; Fungi; Ascomycota; Eurotiomycetes; Chaetothyriales; Herpotrichiellaceae
Exons: 7
Coding region: 1-990 (329 amino acids)
Molecular function (GO): flavin adenine dinucleotide binding; N,N-dimethylaniline monooxygenase activity; NADP binding
Source: RefSeq, a predicted model, not a curated record
AUGGCUUCAUCUGAGAUAGACGUUGCUGUCAUCGGCUUAGAAGCUUUUGGUCUUGUUGCCCUUAAGAACCUGAGAGAGGAAGGUUUUAAUGCAACCGGGUUUGACAAGAAUUUGUAUGUGGGUGGUCUCAGGCAAUUCACAGAGAAAGAUCAAACAUCCGUCCUAGAAUUCACAAUUGUGAACAUCUCAAAAGAGAGGGGCUGCUUCACGGAUUUUCCGUUUCCAAAAGGAAAGCAUAGGCAAACAAAAUCCCACGCCUCUGCGGCAGACGUGCAGAAGUACCUUUCCGAUUAUGCGGCUCAUUAUGAGCUUCUGCCGCACAUCCAACUUGGUACGAACGUGUUGAAUUUGGCCAGAGACGACCAAAAUAAGAAAUGGGCGUUGAAUGUCGUCACUGCCCACAAUGUGAACAGUCUUCUCCUCUUCGACAAAGUUGUGGUGGCCACUGGGACUAACCAUAGGCCUGUCGUGCCAUUUCUAAAAGGCCAAGAAAUUUAUAAAGGCCGCAUUUUGCACUCUUGGGGAUUCAAAAGGCGAGACAAGAGGGUGAUGGUCAUUGGUAUAGGCAAUUCUGCGGCGGACACUGCUACAUCGCUGGUGGGGAUUGCGAAGGAGAUUUUUCUGUCUCACCGGCAUGGCGCAUAUAUAGUACCUAGGUCACAGCCUAAUGGACAGCCGCUCGAUCACGGCCUCACAUACCGGAAAAUCAGGAUGUCGCUAACGUUGCAGAGGCACCUCCCGCAACUAUGGGAAGCCAUGAGUAACAACAUGCUAGCCAAGAUCCAGAACGCAUCAGUUAAGCUGAAGCCCGAGUGGCGUAUCAAUCCUGCACCUUCCUUCGUUCAUAACGUACCGACGGUAACGGAUACACUAAUACCAGCGUUGGAGAAGGGACAGAUCGAGUCUGUUGAAAACGCGGAGAAAAUCAUUGGCGAAUUUGCUGUGCAACUGGCAGACGGCAAGGUCGUCGAACUCGAUACCUUCAUAUGA